CUCUAGGAAGAACCCAAAUCAGGAUCCAGGGGGGAAAGGAGCAUACAGUCACGCUGCGGCGAGUCAAGUCAACCCUCCUCCAAAGCCCGCAGGCCUCUUCCCAGGGCGACCAACGUCGGACAGUUGAAAUGAAAUCGCCGCCACCGACAAUUCAGUGAAUGGAUAUCUUAUGGCCGUGUUCUUUCUCUGUCACACUCAGUAACCUGUAUGAAACAAUUACUUGCACUCCUGCAAACUUUUCGUCCUCGACCGUGGCCAGUUGGGUAGUCGUACGGGUCGGGGGAGGCUGGGGUUGACGUACCUUCCUUUAUGCACCCUUGCUCCGUUCCGUCUUGGGAGCUGCCGUGAUGGGAAAUCGUCCGCCGGCAGUUCGUUGCAUCGCAUACGGCGUGAUGGGCUUGGCGACGCAGAAGCAGUCUAGCAGCAGAAGAUACGACACCCAUGACAAAGCAGUUUCCCUCUAGUUUGCGUGUUUGCUAGCUUGCUAAGGGCCUGCUCGGUUUUCGGUUGACUGCAUUGAAUGCGAGGUAUGUGAAUGUCCUGACUUGAAAAAGGUGCCCUUUGUUUACCGUUCUGUCUGGGAGCACUUUGCUCAGCAGUCUUUAUGGCGAUGUCUCUAGCCGCGAGACACCGGAAGCAAGGAUGGUCAUGGUGAUGGGAGGGGAAGAAACGAUGGUCAAGAUCUACAAACCACCCUCCCCGCUUCCGGUCCGGCGGGGGUAAAUGUCAGGAAGCUUGCAGUUGUCGGCGGCUAGUAUCCGGUGCGGCAGGUAGGGGUGGAUGAAGAUGAUAGACCCGCUGCUCCCUUUAACCUUCUGAUGACAAGGGAAAUAGCAGGAAGAUGGCUGCGUCUCCUUCCCUGUUUCGUUUUCAACACACUAGACCGUGCUUGCGCAAACACUUGGCUGCCAGUCCAGUGCCCUAUAUAACCUGCAUCUAGCGUUGUUAGUCGGACAUCAGGUUGUCCUCCGACCCUUCUCAGCUUCUCAGAAGAUUGGCCUCAGAAACCAUUAUACGAGCAAGACAGCUUGGCUUGGCAUCACGUACGGCAGCAUCUCCACUGUCCCGGCGCAGCUUCCCAAAAAGAUGGCAUCCGUCAAGUCCCUCGUCGCAGUAGUUGCGGCACUGGGAGCGGCCCUGCUUCCAGCAGUUGCGGCUCAAUGCGCCAACCUGACGCCCGUCUCACAGCCCCAACUCGCUCCAGGCUACUCGGCGAAACUUAUAUUGAACCAGCUGAGCGACCCUCGCAGCCUUCAGUUUGACAGCCUCGGCAACCUCCUCAUCGUUGAACAAGGCGGCACUGGCGUUCGAUAUGUAAAGCUGACGGACAAAGGCGGAGUGAAUGUUUGCGUAGCUUCUCAGAAGCAGCUCAUUCCCAACGGAAACCUCACUCAUGGAAUUGCUCUCUCGGCCAAUGGGAAAACCCUCUACGCGUCGACGGCUACGGACGUGCUGGCCUAUCCCUAUAACGCCGCUGCUGGCACCGUCGGGCAGGCCCGGUCCAUCAUCAACGGCAUGGCACAGAGCGGGUACCACCAGACCCGCACUCUGCUGAUUCCCAAAGAUAGGCCGAACGUGUUGCUCGUUUCGCGCGGUUCUGCCCCGAAUCUCGACCUUCCGACGGCUGAGGCCUCGUCUGGCCGUAGCCAAAUUCGUGCUUUCGAUCUGAACAAGCUCGCAUACGGCCCCAUGCCCUAUACCUCGGGUGAAGUCUUUGGGUGGGGACUGCGCAACAGUGUCGGCGUUGGAGAGAAUCCCAAGGACGGUGGCAUUUGGUCUGUGGAGAACUCACUAGACGACAUGGAGCGCAGCGGCGUGGAUAUCCAUAACGACAACCCCGGCGAGGAACUCAACUACCACGGCAGCUACAAGGCAGCGCGCAACCCUUUGAAGGGGGCCAAUUAUGGCUACCCCCACUGUUUUGCCGUCUGGGAGACCAGCACCAUUGCCGGCGUGCCUGACGUCCAGGUAGGAAGCCAAGUCAUACAGGGGAGCCCGUCAGGCAACAUCACGGACGAGUACUGCCAAACGGUGCCUGUGGCGCCGCGCCUCACCUUCACUGCCCACACGGCGCCUUUGGACAUCAAGUUCCACCCCAACGGAAGAUCUGCCUACAUUUCCUUCCACGGCAGCUGGAACCGACAGCCCCCUGAUGGCUAUCGUCUGAGCAAGGUCGAGUUUGGUGCCAACGGACAGCCGGUUGCAGCUUCAACCAGCAAGUCUGCCGAAAUCAAGGUCGCCUGGAACAGCGAUAAUGCUGUCUGCCCUGGAAGCUGCUUCAGGCCCGUUGGGCUUGCCUGGGACAAGAAGGGCAGGUUGUUCAUGGUUAGCGACUCUACUGGCGAGCUCUUCGUCCUCACGGUGCCAUCUUAGGAGUUUAGUGAGCUGUACUGUCCUCAUCAUGGUAUUACGUUGCAACGACAAUAGUUUUGCUGGUGGAUGUUUCAUUUUUGGGGGGUGGGUUAUAAUUCCUGCCCAUAGUUGAAGGCUCGUCUAUGGGGUUCCACAGAUAUCCAUGAUAUCGAGAACCAAUAACGAACAUUGAGGUAGUUGAAGCAUUAUGAUUCAUCCGUCUUCCUGCUACGGUUGAUGCGAGACAGACGUUGUGUGCCCGAAGUUGGCGAGUGACGAGAGGAGGGUUGUUAAAACAAACAGACGAUACAUU
This is a messenger RNA of Colletotrichum destructivum, 2665 nucleotides long. RefSeq names its product Putative soluble quinoprotein glucose/sorbosone dehydrogenase. The coding region runs from base 1087 to 2373 and encodes 428 amino acids. The transcript has 4 exons. The record is from RefSeq and is a predicted model, not a curated record. NCBI's taxonomy places the organism in Eukaryota, Fungi, Ascomycota, Sordariomycetes, Glomerellales, Glomerellaceae.